CAAGUCCUCUUCCCUAUAAAUCCACUUUCAACUAAGCAGGCCUUUCACAUUUCUACGGCUAAAGAAGAAAACAAAGAAAAUAAUGUCUGUCACCACUCUCCACCUCUCUCUCAUCCCCUUCCUCUUCCUCUCCCUCGCCACCAUAGCAUUUUCUGAUGAAGACUGUGUAUACACAGUGUACAUAAGAACAGGAUCCAUCAUCAAAGGAGGCACGGACUCCAUCAUAAGCGUUAGACUGUACGACUCUUAUGGUAAGGGCUUGGAGGUCCCAGAUCUUGAGAGAUGGGGAGGGCUAAUGGAGCCAGGUCACAACUACUUCGAGAGGGGCAAUUUGGACAUUUUUAGUGGAAGAGCACCAUGUUUGAGUUCACCAGUGUGUGCAUUGAACUUGACAUCUGAUGGGUCAGGUUCAGGCCAUGGUUGGUACGUUAACUACGUGGAGGUGACUACAACUGGGGUCCAUGCGGCUUGUUCACAAAAGCAGUUCACCAUUGAGCAGUGGCUGGCUCUUGAUACUUCGCCUUAUGAGUUAACUGCUAUUAGGAAUUAUUGUGAUUAUCCUGAUGUUAAGAAAUCUGCCGGAGCUUCAUUCAUGUGAGAGACCUUUUUUUUUUCAUAAGGUUAAUUUGUGUGUGGUGUUGGGUUGUGUCGGAUCACGCUUUGACGAUCUUUGACCAUCAUCUUUUGAUGAGGAAAAUAACUUGGACAGUUGUUCAUGUGCUUGGUUUUUCAAGAACAUGUCUUGACUUUGCUUAUCGUUAUAGGUUCUUAGAUGAUCAUGGCUUCAUAUGUAUGUAUGAAAGUUGUCAUUUUGAUCACAGGAGGAUUUAUAAUGCUAAUAAAACUUGAAUCGUUGUGAUUGGUCA
Messenger RNA from Populus trichocarpa (black cottonwood), 866 nucleotides. RefSeq names its product PLAT domain-containing protein 3. The record is from RefSeq and is a predicted model, not a curated record. Bases 83 to 598 code for a protein of 171 amino acids. Gene Ontology annotation, molecular function: protein binding. Lineage: Eukaryota; Viridiplantae; Streptophyta; Magnoliopsida; Malpighiales; Salicaceae. The transcript is spliced from 2 exons.